AAAUUUGUCAGUAAACUGAGGAAAUGUUCUUCAUUUAAUCCAGAUUAUGAUAUGGGUCAACUGCGUUACUGUUGGAGGCCAUGUUUAAAGAUGCUUAAGGAACAAAAUACUAGAAAGUAAUGAGUGUGUUUCAAGGCAAAUGACCCCACAUGUGCCUCUGAAAAUUGUUAUCUCUCUCUCUCUCUCUCUCAGAGCUGCCAUUAAUUGUAAACCAGCGUUGCGUUGGGUUUUUCAAUUUCUCUUAAGCCCCGCAGGCUCAGGCUGGCUUUAUGGCAAAUGGGUCUCGCGUGGACAUUGCUUUCAGCACUACUCUUAGUUUUAACGCAACGAGUGACUCCUUCGUGCUCUUUUUUUUAAUCGCUACUAUGAGUGGUUUUUGGUUUUGGUCCCUUCUUCCCCAUUGGUGUUUGGAUUUUGGAAUCUUCUAGGUGAAUUUUAGAGGCUGAAAAUCAAUUUGACAGUGAUUGACUAGUUUAAAGGAAUACCCAUUUGUGUACUGAGUUGUUUUUGUAAGAGAAACUAGUCAACGAGCUACAUUGCAGCUGAUUUAGGAAAUUUGAGCUUUGGGUUUCUAGGGUUCUCUGCUGAUUUCGGCCUUGGGACGAGUAAUUUGGCAGGCGGUUUGCUUCAGUUUCUGUUUAUACAAGCUUCUUAGAGAAACUUCCAAGUGGAAAGAUGGCUUGCGUGAAGCUAGGAUCCAAAAAUGAUGCAUUCCAGAGGCAAGGACAGGCUUGGUUCUGCACUAGUGGACUGCCUAGUGAUAUUAUUGUUGAAGUUGGAGAGAUGUCAUUCCAUCUACACAAGUUCCCUCUGCUAUCGAGAAGUGGGGUUAUGGAAAAAAUGGUUGCUGAAGCACCGGAAGAUCAAGAGGAACGAGGUGUAAUAAAGAUUCCUGACAUUCCAGGGGGUGCCAAAACAUUUGAAAUGGUUGCCAAGUUCUGCUACGGGGUGAAACUUGAACUUACAGCUUCAAAUGUUGUCUACCUCCGCUGUGCAGCUGAGCGCCUGGAAAUGACUGAGGAGUAUGGGGAGGGUAAUCUCAUUUGUCAGACUGAGGCCUUCCUGAAUCAAGUUGUCCUCAAAAGCUGGAAGGACUCUUUGAUAGCACUACAGACCUGCGAUGAUAUUCUCUCUUAUGCAGAUGAACUCCAGAUUACUAAAAGAUGUAUCGAGUCACUAGCUAUUAAAGCAUCAACUGACCCAAGUUUAUUUGGGUGGCCAAUUGUAGAGCAUGGAGGACCCAUGCAAAGUCCAGGUGGCAGUGUUUUGUGGAAUGGCAUAAGUACAGGAGCUAGGCCAAAAAAUUCAAGUCUGGAUUGGUGGUAUGAGGAUGCGGCAACCUUGAGCUUACCUCUUUACAAGAGGCUAAUUUCUGUCAUGGAAUCACGCGGUAUCAAACAGGAAAUUAUUGCAGGGUCUGUCACUUCCUAUGCUAAAAGGUACAUUCCCGGUCUAAAUCGGCGUCAAGGUCCUAGUGAAUCGAGUAGCCGAUUGGCACCAGUGGCUUUGGGGACCCCACCCUCAGAAGAUGAACAGAAACUUUUACUGGAAGAGAUUGAUAGGAUGCUUCCAAUGCAGAAGAGCCUGGUUCCAACUAAGUUGCUUUUUGGUUUGUUGCGUACAUCCAUGAUUCUUCGGGUCAAUCCCUCUUGCAUCUCAAACUUAGAGAAAAGGGUGGGGAUGCAGCUUGAUCAAGCCACUUUAGAAGAUCUUUUGAUGCCCAAUUUCUCUUACUCCAUGGAGACACUUUACAAUGUUGAUUGCGUACAAAGGAUUCUUGAACACUUCCUCGCAGUGGAUCAGAUCGCUCACGGGGGUGCCUCUCCAUGUUCUAUUGAUGAUGAACAACUGAUAGGGUCGCCCUCUUUGCCACCAAUUACCAUGGUUGCAAAGCUGAUAGAUGGAUACCUUGCAGAAGUUGCUCCCGAUGUCAAUUUGAAGCUUCCUAAGUUUCAAGCUCUUGCGGCUGCAGUUCCUGAUUACGCUAGACCUUUGGAUGAUGGUCUUUAUCGUGCCAUAGACAUAUAUCUGAAGUCACACCCAUGGCUGGGAGAAUCUGACAGAGAACAACUAUGUCGACUGAUGGACUGCCAGAAGCUUUCCUUAGAAGCUUGUACACAUGCUGCACAGAAUGAGAGGCUACCCCUCAGAAUUAUCGUUCAAGUACUCUUUUUCGAGCAGCUUCAGCUCAGGACCUCAAUUGCUGGCUGUUUUCUGGUUUCAGACAAUCUUGAUGGAUCCAGACAGUUGAGAAGUGGGAUUGUUGGAUCCAAUGAAGGAGGUUGGGGAACGGCUGUUAGAGAGAAUCAGGUUUUGAAGGUGGGGAUGGAUAACAUGAGGAUGCGGGUAUCCGAGCUCGAGAAGGAAUGCUCAAACAUGAGGCAAGAGAUUGAGAAAUUGGGGAGAACAAAGGGUUCAAGCGCAUGGGGAAACAUGUCUAAGAAAUUUGGAUUCAAGUUGAAAUCUCAAAUGUGCAGUGCUCAAGAGGGUUCAGUCAGUAACCAAUAUAAUGGGAAUAGGAAAACAGAGAAGUUGAAGAACAGCCAAGGAAAGCAGAAGAGGACAGCUGCAAUUUCAAAUGAGUAGAAAGACCCGUUCUUUUACCACUUUGCUUCUUUAUUUGUUUCACAGUGUCCUUAUUGCUAGUGAUGUUGCUGCUUGUACUUCCUAAAGAAAAAUAGAAAAGACAAAAGAGGUACAUUGCUUGUCCCUAUCUUGCAUCUGUUUAUAUUAUUCAUUUUGUUACACAACCAUCCUAUCCAACCCAUUUAUUUGGGGAAAGACAAAUCUCAAUGUUGUAUGUUGGUAUUUAGUUGCAAAACACCUUGAGAAAUGAAUCUCUUCUAUAAUAAUAGGUGACAGGUGACAACAA
Molecule: messenger RNA, 2872 nt
Organism: Cucumis melo (muskmelon)
Lineage: Eukaryota; Viridiplantae; Streptophyta; Magnoliopsida; Cucurbitales; Cucurbitaceae
Product: BTB/POZ domain-containing protein At1g30440
Exons: 6
Coding region: 676-2586 (636 amino acids)
Molecular function (GO): protein binding
Source: RefSeq, a predicted model, not a curated record